UAAAAGAUGCUCCUUGGGAUGAAGUGCCACUGGCUCACUCCCUGGUGGGUUUUGCCACUGCUUACGACUUCUUGUACAACUACCUGAGCAAGAUGCAGCAGGAAAGGUUUCUUGAAGUGAUAGCCAAUGCCUCAGGAUAUAUGUAUGAAACGUCAUACAGGAGAGGAUGGGGCUUUCAAUACCUGCACAAUCAUCAGCCCACCAACUGCAUGGCGCUGCUCACAGGAAGCCUCAUCCUGAUGAAUCAAGGAUAUCUGCAGGAAGCAUACUUAUGGACCAAACAAGUCCUGACCAUCAUGGAGAAAUCCAUAGUCUUGUUGCGAGAGGUGACUGAUGGCUCCCUGUAUGAAGGAGUGGCAUAUGGCAGCUACACCACCAGAUCUCUGUUCCAGUAUCUGUUCCUUGUGCAGAGGCACUUUGGCAUCAACCACUUUAGCCAUCCUUGGCUUAAACGACACUUUGCAUUUAUGUAUAGAACCAUCUUGCCAGGGUUUCAAAGAACUGUGGCUAUUGCAGACUCAAACUACAACUGGUUUUAUGGUCCAGAAAGCCAGUUAGUGUUCCUGGAUAAAUUUGUCAUGCGUAAUGGCAGUGGAAACUGGCUGGCUGACCAGAUCAGAAGGAACCGUGUGGUGGAGGGUCCAGGAACUGCAUCCAAGGGGCAGCGCUGGUGCACUCUGCACACUGAGUUUCUCUGGUAUGAUGCCAGCCUGAAAUCAAUUCCUCCUCCAGAUUUUGGCACCCCUACGUUGCAUUAUUUUGAAGACUGGGGUGUUGUGACUUACGGAAGUGCACUACCUACAGAAAUUGACCGCUCUUUCCUUUCCUUCAAGUCAGGGAAACUUGGGGGACGUGCAAUAUAUGACAUUGUCCACAGAAACAAAUACAAAGACUGGAUCAAAGGAUGGAGGAAUUUUAAUGCAGGGCAUGAACAUCCUGACCAGAACUCAUUUACUUUUGCUCCUAAUGGUGUGCCUUUCAUUACUGAGGCUCUCUAUGGGCCAAAGUACACAUUUUUCAACAACGUUUUAAUGUUUUCUCCAGCAGUGUCAAAGAGCUGCUUUUCUCCCUGGGAAGGCCAGGUCACAGAAGACUGCUCAUCUAAAUGGUCUAAAUACAAGCAUGACCUGGCAGCAAGCUGUCAAGGAAGAGUGGUUGCAGCAGUGGAGAAAGAUGGAGUGGUGUUCAUCCGAGGAGAAGCUGUGCGAGCUUAUAGCCCCCAGCUGAAGCUGAAGAGCAUUCAGAGGAAUCUGAUCCUCCUCCACCCACAGCUUCUCCUCCUUGUGGACCAGAUACACUUGGGAGAGGAGAGCUCUCUUGAGACAGUAGCAAGUUUCUUCCACAAUGUGGAUGUUCCUUUCGAAGAGACAGUGGUAGAUGGGGUCCAUGGGGCUUUCAUCAGGCAGCGAAAUGAUCUGUAUAAAAUGUACUGGAUGGAUGACACUGGUUACAGUGAGAAAGCAACCUUUGCCUCAGUGACAUACCCUCGGGGCUAUCCCUACAAUGGGACAAACUAUGUGAAUGUCACCAUGCACCUCCGCCGGCCCAUCACCAGGGCAGCUUACCUCUUUAUAGGACCAUCUGUGGAUGUGCAGAGCUUCAGCAUCCAUGGGGACUGGCAACGACUGGAUGUGUUCAUAACCACCAGUGAGCAUGCCUAUGCAACUUACUUGUGGACAGCUGACACCACGGGACAGUCUGCCUUUGCACAGGUUAUUGCAGAUCAUCAGAAAAUUCUGUUUGACCAGAGUUCUGCCAUCAAGAGCACCUCUGUCCCUGAGCUGAAGGACUAUGCUGCUGUUGUGGAACAGAACCUGCAGCAUUUUAAGCCAGUGUUCCAGCUGCUGGAGAAGCAGAUCCUGUCCCGAGUCCGGAAUACGGCAAGCUUUAGGGAGACUGCUGAGCGCCUGCUAAGAUUUUCAGACAAGAGACAGACUGAAGAAGCCAUUGACAGGAUUUUUGCAAUAUCACAACAGCAGCAGCAGCAUAGUAAGUCAAAGAAAAGCCGAAGGGGAGGCAAGCACUACAAAUUUGUGGAUGCAGUCCCUGAUAUUUUUGAACAGAUUGAAGUCAAUGAGAAAAAGAUUCGACAAAAAGCUCAGAUUUUGGCACAGAAAGAGCUACCCAUAGAUGAAGAUGAGGAAAUGAAAGACCUUUUAGAUUUUGCAGAUGUAACAUAUGAAAAGCAUAAAAAUGGGGGCUUGAUGAAAGGUCGGUUUGGACAGGCACGAAUGGUGACGACUACACACAGAAGAGCCCUGUCACUGUCUGCUUCAUAUACCAGACUGUUCUUAAUUCUGAACAUUGCAAUUUUCUUUGUCAUGUUGGCAAUGCAACUGACAUAUUUCCAGAGGGCCCAGAGCCUACAUGGCCAAAGAUGUCUUUAUGCAGUCCUUCUGAUUGACAGCUGCAUCUUACUAUGGCUGUAUUCCUCUUGUUCCCAGUCGCAGUGUUAGCCUUGAAGCUAUGAAUUAAUUGCUUGAUCAUUUUAUGAUCACAUGAGUCUAUGCAAAAAAAAAAAAAAUCAUUGCUCCACUUACUGAAAUUUUUCCCCAGGUUCAUUUUAAUAUUUUUCAUAAGAAAGAAAGAGCAUGGAGAAAUCAGGAUUGGAGCAAGCAAAGAAUGUAUCGAAGGCUUGAGAGGAGCUUGAUUGUCCCCUGGUGUUUCUUGACUUGUCUGACUUUUCCAACUUAGCAGUCCUCAUAGUACUACUUUUAGAAGGAAUAAAAUGUCUUUUUUUUUUAAAUAAUGUUUUUUCUUAAAAGAAACAAAAGACUUAGAUAAAACUAGGUUUUAUUAUCAUUAAUUUAAUGCUAUUACUAAUUUCCAGAUACUAUAUUAUGAAAAAGACUGAAGCACACAGUUGUAAGAAAUACAGACUUUUUGUUACGACAGGACCUGAAUACUUUUUCAUAUGAUGUAAUAAAAAUGCUAGUAGAAGAUUGUUAAAAACCUCUUUGUUUUCAGUUGCUUGCUGAUGUUUAGCCCCUUCAAAUCUGUAAUUGGUUGAUUUAAUGCAUUCAUUGAUUUUUCAAUACGAGACAAUUAUAGAUCGAAAACUUAUACAUCUGGUGACUAAAAUUAUCAAAAUAAAAUGUUGUAUAUUCUGAGUUUCAAUACCAAAGAAUAUGGGAGAUCUAAUCUGGAUAUGAAUCUUAUGAUUUUUUAAUUGAAAACUUUCUUUGGGUUUAUUUUGCUAAAUAAAUAGAGCAU
Messenger RNA from Octodon degus (degu), 3213 nucleotides. RefSeq names its product dermatan sulfate epimerase (gene Dse). The record is from RefSeq and is a predicted model, not a curated record. Gene Ontology annotation, molecular function: chondroitin-glucuronate 5-epimerase activity. NCBI's taxonomy places the organism in Eukaryota, Metazoa, Chordata, Mammalia, Rodentia, Octodontidae. The coding region runs from base 93 to 2456 and encodes 787 amino acids. The transcript has 4 exons.